Molecule: messenger RNA, 1221 nt
Organism: Closterium sp. NIES-65
Lineage: Eukaryota; Viridiplantae; Streptophyta; Zygnematophyceae; Desmidiales; Closteriaceae
Source: the annotation of a GenBank genome assembly
AUGUAUAACGGCAUAGGGCUUCAGACGGCCCGCGGGUCGGGGACCAACGGAUACGUGCAGGCGAACAAAUUCGUGAUUCGCCACCGGCACACGAAAUUCGAGGCGAAAGAGUUCCAGGAAGGCGCGGGAACGGGCGGAAUUAGCCGCAAGGCGAACAAAGAGAUCCUGGAGCAUGAUCGGAAGCGGCAGAUCGAGCUGAAGCUGCUGCUGCUGCGCGAGACGCUGGAGGAGCAGGGGUACCUGGAGGAGGAGAUGGAGGAGCAGAUGGAGCAGGCGCGCGCGCAGCUCGAGGCCGCCAUGCGCGAGGAAUCGGAGGACCAGGCGCUGGAGUCGCUAGGGAACCAGACGCAUCAGAUCGUGGCGCGCAAGGAGAAGAAGAUGGAGACGCUCAAGGCCGCUCUGCGCAUUAACGAGUCUGCUAAAGAAGGGGACGCGUUCGACCGCGAGCUGCAGGAGCAGCGGCGGCAGGAGCGGCAGCUGGCGCGGGAGGAGGCGGAGGAGGCGCGGCGGCGGGAGGAGAAGGAGCGGGAGAAGGAGGAAAGGCGGAGGGAGAAGCAGAGACGGAAGGAGGAGAAAGAGAUGAAGAAGAGGCUUAAGAAAGAAGAGAAGGCGCGGAGGCGGGCGGAGGAGGAGGCGGCGGAGCGGGAGGAGGAGAUGAGGCGGAAGGAAAAGAAGGCGCGGAAGCUCCGGGAAGCGGAGGAGGCGCGGCGGGCGGAAGAGGCGCGGGAAGCGGAGGCGCGGAGGGCGGAAGAGGAAGUUAGGCGGAGGGAGGAGGAGGCGGAGCGCAGGGAGGCGGAGAGGUUGAGAUCGGAGCGGAAGAGGGAGGAAGGGCGGCGGAAGGACGAAGGGGAGACGCGGAGGGGAGACGAGAGGAGGGGGAGGGGGAGAGAGGAGGAGCAGGGGGGUGAGCGGAAGAAACAGCGGAGGGACGCGCGCGCCACUGAUGCUGCUGAUGAUGAUGAGGGCGAGGACAGGUGGAUGGCUGGCAAGAGCAUCUCGUUCAAGAAGCGCGAGGGGGUGAGGGAGGGGAGAGGGGAAUCGGAGAGCGAGGAGGAGGAGAGGGGGCGCAAGGGGGAGCGGGAGCGGGAGCGGGGGAGGAAGGCAGCGCAGGUUGAGAAGGACUCGGAGGCCCUAAACGCGCCGCUCCGCCCACGUUCAAGCGCGCCCGCUCCCCCAGCCCCAAGCGAGGCCGUUCCCCCAGCCCUCAGCGACGGCCAGUAA